AUGGCACAAGUCGUCGAUGUUGCUCUCACAGGCAAAGGAGCCAUCGUCACAGGAGGCGGCUCCGGUAACCUAUUCUAUUCUAUUCUAUUCCCUCCCAACAUCAUCGCCCACCCAACCACUGACCCGGCCAGCACGAUGUACAUUAUGGAGAUGAUGCUAACGCAACACUGUUCUGAACGAACAGGUAUCUGUCUCUCCUUUGUCCAGCACUUGUAUCGAGCGGGCUUCAACGUCCUGAUCUGUGAUCUCGCCCUGCAUCGCGAGGCGGUAGCGUGGCUCGAUACGAUCCAACCACGAAAGGAUGAUACCAGUACAACCUCUCAUCCUACUGUCGCCUCUUCCUCCUCCUCGCCGUCAGGAGGACCACGGGUCGCGUUCCUCAAGACCGACGUGUCGGACUGGAAGCAGCUGCAUGGAGCGUUCGACGGCUACGCGCGGGAAUUCGGGGGUGGCGUGCCGGACGUGGUGUGCCCGGGGGCCGGGGUGUACGAGCCGUCGUGGAACAACUUCUGGAACGACGGCGACGACGACGCCGGGUUCUACACGCUGCUGCGCAUCAACCUGGAGCACCCGCUGAAGAUGUCGCGCAUCGCGAUCCGGAAGUGGGUGCAGCACCGACGACCCGGCACCAUCGUGCUCGUGUCCAGCACCGGCGCCCAGAAACCCAGCAUGCUGACGCCGCUGUACGGCGCCGCCAAGCAAGGGGUCAGCAACCUCGCGCGCGGCAUGGCGCGUCUGCAGGACAUGGAGGACAUCCGCGUCGUGGCCGUGGCCCCCGGCCCGACGAUGUCGCCGCUCAUGUACGACCACCCGGAGGCGCUGCGCUUCGUUGACCCGGACAAGGACAAGCUGUCUACCCCCGACGAGAUCGGCCGCGGUAUGAUGGCCGUGGCGUUCGAUCGCGAACGUUUUCCGCCCGGCACCGUCCUUGAGGUCACUCACCCGGACCGCUGGAGGGAGGUCAACCUCCUGAACGACCCCGGCCCCGGUCCGCAUGCCUUCACCAGCAGGAAGGAGGAGGGCAUGGCAGACGUCUACGCCGCGCUCGAGGCGGACAGGAAGAGUGCUCCUGCGUAG
Fonsecaea erecta is the source of this 1077-nucleotide messenger RNA. RefSeq lists its product as hypothetical. The transcript has a single exon. Lineage: Eukaryota; Fungi; Ascomycota; Eurotiomycetes; Chaetothyriales; Herpotrichiellaceae. Gene Ontology annotation, cellular component: cytoplasm. Bases 1 to 1077 code for a protein of 358 amino acids. The record is from RefSeq and is a predicted model, not a curated record. Gene Ontology annotation, molecular function: oxidoreductase activity, acting on the CH-OH group of donors, NAD or NADP as acceptor.